AAAAUCUUUAUUGCUCUGUUGUAACAAGCAUUUGGCAAUCUUUAUUGCCCAUUGUCUGAUGUGUCUACAUUUGUGGGGAUUUUAAAGACGUUUAGUUGAAGAAAGUUGACACUUGGGCGGUGGAACGAUGAAAAAUCCAUCACUGCUAAGUCUGGAGCUUUUGCUGGCCACCUUUCAAUAUCCUUAUCUGGUUGCUAAGUGGUAACCAGUUUGAAAAUCCCAAAGUAAACUGAAUUUGCAUUUGUUUGCAAUAUGAAAGUAAAAAAUUACAAUUAAACAGUAUUAUUAGCCACAUUUAGAUAAGGUUUAACUAGUUGGGCGCUAUUUGAGUAGAUGAGUACGUCGCCAAUGUUAAGGUUGCUCAAUUCAAAAUCUUUAAUUUCCAAUUAACGCCUGGCAUAGUGUUAAGACUAAUAAAAGUGUGACAGAUAGCAAUUAUUGCUGGUUAAGUUGGAAGCGUGCGGAAUAGAUUUUUUUUCAGAAGUCAAGAGCGUCUGAAGUAAAUCAGUUUAGACGUUCGAAGUCACUGGUUGCAAUGGAAAUUAAAAAAAAUCACUCCAGUGACCAGCAAGAACCACCUGAGAGGCAGCCAGAUGUGCCCUAUCAUCAACUGUUUCAAUUUGCCACACUCCUCGACAAACUCUUAAUAGCGGUUGGAAUAAUCGCGUCCAUAAUAUGCGGCGUUUUCCAACCGUAUCUAAUGGUUCUGUUCGGAGAUGUUUCUGGUGUUCUACUGGACUUCACCACAGCGAUGAAUGCCAAUUUAACAUUCGAAGAAGAAAAACUGACCACAGAGAAACUGUACGAUGGCACCGAAUAUUUCGCCAUCAUGACCAGUGUGAGUGCAUUGAUUAUCCUUGUCUGCACUUACAUUUCGGUUGUGUUUUUCACGCAAAGCUCCUUAAGACAAACAUGUAAAAUGAGGAAACUGUUCAUGGAAAAAACGAUCAAUCAGGACAUUGGCUGGUACGACCAAAACCAAACCGGCGAUUUUGCCAGCAUUAUAACCGACAAUAUUCCAAAAAUCGAGGACGGCAUAGGCGAAAAAGUCGGAGUGGUGGUUUUUCUGGGCACCACAUGCGUCUCUGGAAUGAUUUGGGCGUUGAUCAAAGGCUGGCAAUUGGCUCUAGUUUGCCUAGCGUCGCUACCUCUUCAAACUCUAGUUAUGGGCGCUAUCGCUUGGUUUUCCGCCAAAUACUGCAAGCAAGAAAUGGCAGCCUACAGUGCAGCCGGGGCCAUAGCCGAAGAAGUGCUCAGCUCCAUAAAAACCGUCGUGGCGUUUGAUGGGCAGGAAAAGGAGGAAAAGAGAUACGAAAAGUUUGUGAAAAUCGCACAAAACAACAACGUAAAACGGUGCCUCUUCAACUCCAUUAACCAAGGCUUCCUUUGGUUCCUGGCCUACGGUUGCUAUGCCCUGGCCUUUUGGUAUGGCGUGGGCUUAGUGAUAGAGGAAAGAAACUUGCCAGAAGCCGACAGGGUUUACACCCCGGGGAAUAUGAUGGGCGUUUUCUUUGCCACCCUUAUUGCCAGCUGGAACUGCGGCACCAUCAGCCCCUACUUGGAAGUGUUCGGCAUGGCUCGAGGAGCCGCCUUUAAAGUGUUCCAAGUGUUGGAAAGCCGCCCGGAAAUGUACAAGCAGUACGAUGUGGGAAAGCGACCCGAUUUCAUGUCCAAUAUCGCUUUUAAAAAUGUUAAGUUCAGCUAUCCUUCGAGGGCAAAUGUUCAAGUCUUAAAGAACAUCAACCUGGAAAUUCGAUUCGGAGAAACAGUCGCCCUUGUAGGACCCUCUGGAUCGGGGAAAUCCACAAUUGUGCAGCUGAUGCAGCGCUUCUAUGACCCCAAUUCUGGAAUGAUCAGCAUUGACGACGUGAACUUGAAAGACGUGAACUUGAGCUAUCUGCGGCAAAAUGUGGGCGUGGUUAGCCAAGAGCCGUCCCUCUUUGCCACCACCAUUGCCGAGAACAUUCGCUAUGGAAAAUUGAGCGCAACCAUGGAGGAAAUAAUUGCAGCGGCCAAAAAGGCCAACGCCCACCGAUUUGUGACGAAUUUACCAUUCGGUUACCAGACUGUGAUUGGCGAGCGGGGCUCCCAACUCUCUGGGGGGCAAAAACAGCGAAUCGCCAUUGCCCGAGCUUUGAUCAAAGCCCCCAACUUGUUGAUUCUAGAUGAGGCUACUUCUGCCUUGGAUACUGCCAGUGAAGUCGAAGUGCAGCAGGCGCUGGACGCAAUAAGUGGGGAAUGCACCAAACUGGUGGUGGCGCACAGACUAUCUACGAUCAGAAACGCCAGUAGAAUCAUCGUCUUCGAUCAAGGGGAAGUGGUAGAGCACGGCUCGCAUGCCCAGCUGAUGGCCGCCAAGGGCGUCUACUACAACAUGAUCACCUCCCAAGGCUACACAGACCUUAAGAGCGAAAACGACAAAGACAACGACAAGGCCUUGCAAAAGUCCAAAAGCUUCUCCAACCACUCCCGGGAGAGUGCUGAAGAUGACCAGCAAGUCACUGAAGAAGAGUAUUUCCCGCAAGAAGGCAGCUCACGGACCAUACUGAAGAUUCUCCGAAUGAACAGCUCUGAGUGGUUGUCGAUGAUCAUCGGCACCUUGGCUUCCUUCAUGAAUGGGGCUUCGCUGCCCUUGUAUGGGCUGAUUUUUGGCGACAUUCUAGGCGCAUUAUCAAUUAUAGAUAACACCGUCCUGAGGCGAGAGGCCAACUUCUACUGCUUGUACUUCCUCUACCUGGGAAUCGCUUCUGGAAUUGCGAUGUUUUUCCAGAUCUACGGCUUCGGGUAUGCGGGAGAAAAGCUAACCUACCGGCUCAGAAACAAGAUGUUCGGAUGCAUGCUCAGGCAGGAGAUGGGGUGGUUUGAUCGCAAGGAAAAUGGGGUUGGCGCUUUAUGUGCCCAACUUUCCGGAGAUGCGGCCAGCGUCCAAGGGGCUGGCGGGUCUCGGAUUGGCCUAAUUCUCAACUCAGUCUCCACCUUUAUUCUGGCCGCAUGCAUCGGGUUUUAUCUGGAAUGGCGCUUAACACUGGUGGCCGGCGUGUUUUUCCCUCUAAUGUUCUUCUCGAUUUCCUACGAGCGCAAAUCGGUACAGCAAGAAACGCAAGCCGCUCAAAAGCUGCUGGAAAAAUCCGCCAAGAUAGCAAUCGAAGCAAUAGAUAACAUAAAAACGGUGAAAGCUCUAGGGUGUGAACGAGUGUUUUGCGACACUUACGAAAAAGAGCUGGAUCUCUGCAGGCAGGCCGGAUUCAAAAGGUCGCACAUCAAGGCAGGCUUAAUAGGAAUGGCGCGUUGUAUACAGUUUCUUGCGUAUGCAGGAGGGAUGACUUACGGGGCGCAACUGCUGGAGCAAAACGAAGUUGAUUCGGCCACACUGUUCAAGGUUUUGGAAGUGAUCGUGACAAGCUCCUGGUCUAUUGGAAAUGCGCUGUCGUUCUCAUCGAACAUGCAGAAAGGAAUAACCGCAGCUGCCAAGAUUUUCCGGCUGCUUAACAGGGAACCCGCCAUCAAAAACUCGCCGAAUGGGAUUGUGCGCUAUUUGGAAAAGGCCGAUGUAGAAUAUUCAAAGAUUUACUUCUCCUACCCGACAAGGCCGGCGAUCCCGAUCCUGAACGGGCUGGACUUAUCCAUACUAAAUGGGAAAACUGUUGCCUUAGUCGGGGGCAGCGGCUGUGGCAAAUCCACCCUCAUCCAGCUUCUGAUCAGGUUUUACGAUCCUGGAUAUGGGGAAGUUGCUAUCGGCGGAGAUGACGUCAGAGCGCUCAGUCUAAAACACCUCCGGUCUCACUUGGGCAUCGUGAGUCAAGAGCCCAACUUGUUCGAUCUGACUAUAGCCGAGAAUAUCAGCUAUGGAAUCCACGAUCGGAAAGUGGACCUGAAGGAGAUUAUGGAAGCGGCCAAAUCGGCCAAUGUGCACAGCUUCGUGACCAGCCUUCCCCUGGGAUACGAAACAAGGCUAGGGAGCAAAGGCAAGCAACUAUCAGGCGGUCAGAAGCAACGCAUAGCGAUAGCCAGAGCCCUGUUGCGCGAUCCAAAAAUCCUUCUUCUGGACGAAGCAACUUCGGCUUUGGAUAACGAAAGUGAAAAGAUCGUUCAAGAGGCUCUAGACAAUGCAAGGAAAGGUCGAACCUGCAUAACAAUCGCCCAUAGGCUGACCACCAUCCAAGAUGCGGACGUCAUUUGCGUGGUCAAGGAGGGACAAAUCGCCGAAAUGGGCACUCAUGGCGAACUUCUAAAGCUGAAAGGCCACUAUUACGACUAUUAUAAAAUGCAAUCCGGACAAAAUUGAUCCUGGACAUUCUUGGGGUGCGUUUCCAGUAUUAUUAAUCUAUUUAGUUUGGUAGUUGCGUGAAUUCUAUGACGGGAUUUUAUGAUCAUUCUCAUUUUAUAGCAACUGUGUAUUUUUCUGCGACUUAUGUACAAUGCUUGAGUGACUAAUAAAGAAUGUUUAAGAGUU
This is a messenger RNA of Dendroctonus ponderosae (mountain pine beetle), 4453 nucleotides long. Its product is annotated as ATP-dependent translocase ABCB1. Gene Ontology annotation, cellular component: membrane. The record is from RefSeq and is a predicted model, not a curated record. Lineage: Eukaryota; Metazoa; Arthropoda; Insecta; Coleoptera; Curculionidae. Gene Ontology annotation, molecular function: ATP binding; ABC-type transporter activity; ATP hydrolysis activity. Gene Ontology annotation, biological process: transmembrane transport. The transcript is spliced from 24 exons. Bases 536 to 4285 code for a protein of 1249 amino acids.